Symbiodinium sp. CCMP2456 is the source of this 1071-nucleotide messenger RNA. The record is from the annotation of a GenBank genome assembly. NCBI's taxonomy places the organism in Eukaryota, Dinophyceae, Suessiales, Symbiodiniaceae.
AUGGGCACUCCCAUCGAAGCUCCUAUCCUGGACAUGCUUCGGCAAUGGCUGGGCGAGGACACUUUCUCUUCAGUGAUGUCAAAGUCUCCGCCCACGCCGACCGUCGUCCCGGCGAAGGCUGGGGCUCCGGUGUCGGCGCCGGAGCCGGUGGUCAAGGCGAAGGCUGCAGUUGCAGUGCCUGCGCAGCCGCCCUUGGUCGUCAUCCGCGAGGGCGUCGCCAAGCAGGACAAGGGUCUGGUGCGCGCAGCCCUGCGCAUGGCCGUUGAGCAGGGCACGCAGAUCGACAAGCCCGUCUUGGACAUGCUUCGAAAGUGGUUGUCUGAGGAGGACGAGUCGCUGAACAUCCUCGCAGCGAGAGCUGGGAUGCCGAUCCCCGAACCCAAGGCUUCGCAGGAAGCUCUCGCUGUAUCAACCGUAAAAGCCGCUGCUCCGGCACCCGUCCUUGUGGCCGCCCGUCCACCGGCACCUACCGCUGCCGCCGCUGCGGUGCCACUACCGCCAGGCAUCGCCCAAGCACGCGAAGCAGCGCCUGCAGUAACAGAGGCCGCGCCGGCGCUCCGGGAGCAAACGCCAAAGGCGACACCCGCCGAGAAGCGGCCGCCCCCACAGCCGGUGAUUCGGCGAGGUCCCAUGCUAAAGUCUGCGACGGCCUCGGCUGCUGCGCCUCCGCCCCCGGACUUGGAUGCGUCGUUUGAAUCUUUCCUCCAGGAACUGAAUGUUGAGAACGUUCCAGCGCCUGAGGAGUCGGAACAGACCAAGUCUGAUCCUCAACCUGCAACCAAGCGGCGGAAAGCAGAGGAGGACGAGUCGACCAGUGCACCUCCACCGCCGGAAGAGGAUCAGCCACCGCCGCCUGCAGAGCCGGCCAAGAAGCCUCCGCCCAUGCGCAGCCCCCCAGAGAAGCCGAAGAAGCCCUCGGGGCCAACGAAGGACGAGUGGGGCCGAGAAGUGGUUGAAGAAAGCACCAGCGACGAGAAAGAAGCAUGGCAGUACAUCCAGGAAGCACAGGCAGCUGCGAAAGCCAGCGUUUGGGGCGCGGGAAAUUUCAUCGACUUCAACAACUUCAAGUGA